This is a messenger RNA of Ochotona princeps (American pika), 2815 nucleotides long. RefSeq names its product NOVA alternative splicing regulator 2 (gene NOVA2). Gene Ontology annotation, cellular component: cytoplasm; nucleus. The record is from RefSeq and is a predicted model, not a curated record. Gene Ontology annotation, biological process: mRNA splicing, via spliceosome; regulation of alternative mRNA splicing, via spliceosome. Lineage: Eukaryota; Metazoa; Chordata; Mammalia; Lagomorpha; Ochotonidae. Gene Ontology annotation, molecular function: mRNA binding. Bases 142 to 1593 code for a protein of 483 amino acids. The transcript has 5 exons.
GCCCCGCAGCCGCCGCCGCCCCCGCCGCCGCCGCCGCCGCAACCCCAGCCUCCCCAGCAGCCGUCGCCGCCGCCACAGCAGCCGCCGCCGCCGCCGCCGCAGCCGCCGCAGCAGCAGCAGCCGCCGCCCCAGGCCCCCCCCAUGGAGCCCGAGGCCCCGGAUUCCCGCAAGAGGCCCCUCGAAACGCCCCCCGAGGUGGUCUCCACCAAACGCAGCAACACGGGAGAGGAAGGCGAAUAUUUCCUGAAGGUGCUGAUCCCCAGCUACGCAGCGGGCUCCAUCAUUGGCAAGGGCGGGCAGACCAUCGUGCAGCUGCAGAAGGAGACGGGAGCCACCAUCAAGCUCUCCAAGUCCAAAGAUUUCUAUCCCGGAACCACAGAACGGGUAUGUCUAGUACAGGGCACGGCCGAGGCCUUGAACGCUGUGCACAGCUUUAUUGCCGAGAAGGUUCGAGAAAUCCCACAAGCGAUGACCAAGCCUGAAGUGGUCAACAUUCUUCAACCCCAAACCACGAUGAACCCUGACAGAGCCAAACAGGCCAAGCUGAUUGUCCCCAACAGUACGGCCGGCCUCAUCAUCGGUAAGGGGGGCGCAACGGUGAAGGCCGUCAUGGAGCAGUCCGGUGCGUGGGUGCAGCUGUCCCAGAAGCCCGAGGGCAUCAACCUCCAGGAGCGUGUGGUGACGGUCAGCGGCGAACCGGAGCAGGUGCACAAGGCCGUGAGCGCCAUCGUGCAGAAGGUACAGGAAGACCCCCAGAGCAGCAGCUGCCUCAACAUCAGCUACGCCAACGUAGCUGGCCCCGUGGCUAACUCCAACCCCACCGGUUCACCGUACGCCAGCCCAGCCGACGUGCUGCCCGCUGCUGCUGCCGCCGCAUCAGCCGCCGCCGCCUCUGGCUUGCUGGGCCCCGCCGGCUUGGCCGGAGUGGGCGCCUUCCCCGCAGCCCUGCCCGCCUUCUCAGGCACCGACCUGCUGGCCAUCAGCACGGCGCUCAACACGCUAGCCAGCUACGGCUACAACACCAACUCCCUGGGCUUGGGCCUCAACUCGGCCGCCGCCUCGGGCGUCCUGGCGGCCGUGGCCGCAGGUGCCAGCCCCGCCGCGGCCGCAGCCGCCAACCUGCUAGCCUCUUACGCGGGUGAGGCGGGGGCCGGGCCAGCCGGAGGAGCUGCCCCGCCGCCACCCCCGCCCCCUGGAGCCCUGGGGUCCUUUGCCUUGGCCGCGGCCGCUAACGGCUACCUCGGAGCCGGGGCCGGCGGCGCGGCCGGCGGCGGAGGGGGCCCGCUGGUGGCAGCCGCCGCGGCAGCAGGUGCAGCAGGUGGCUUCCUGACAGCGGAGAAGCUGGCUGCCGAGAGCGCCAAGGAGCUGGUGGAGAUCGCGGUGCCUGAGAACCUGGUGGGCGCCAUCCUGGGUAAAGGGGGCAAGACGCUGGUGGAGUACCAGGAGCUGACAGGCGCCCGCAUCCAAAUCUCCAAGAAGGGCGAGUUCCUGCCAGGCACGCGGAACCGGCGGGUCACCAUCACGGGCAGCCCCGCGGCCACGCAAGCCGCUCAAUACCUCAUCAGCCAGCGGGUGACCUACGAGCAGGGGUGACUCCAUCACCACCGGCCACCGGAACCUGCGCGGCCUCAUUGCUCCAGCCCGCCCCACUCGACCGUCAGACUCGCUCAUCGAACUCUUUUUGAUUAACCCUUUCUGUGUUCAUCCCACGGAAAACUGUGUGUCCGGUGUGGGGGGAGGAGGGAGGCUGGGGGCAGUGGCUACCUUCUCUCCAUCUCCUCCCACCGCCCAUGCCUCCCCAACCCGCACCCCAUCCCUUGCCCCACUCCUCCCCUCCCCUCCCCCCCCCCCCGGAAGCCACCUGCCCCCGGGAUAGAGAUCCUCUAUAAAAAAAAAGCUUUGCUGUUUGGCUGUCCCUUUAAAAGGUGGGCCCAGGGGCGUGGCCUCCCGCUGGCGGAGCGCUCCCUCCGACCCCGUCCCUCCCCCGUACCCCACCCCCAUCGUGCGCUCCCCACGCCUUCGUUGUAAAUAGUCACUUUUGUACUGGGUUUGAGCCAGGGCUCCUGGGGAGUCCUCUUUCCCCACCCCACCCCUUUGUGUUGGCAUCUCAGGCCUAUGGAGGCAUGGAGGCAUGGCCCACUCCCCAGGGCGGGUCGGUCACGGUCCCCUUGACCUGGUCUCCUUCAGCGCUCUAAGCAUCCCUAGGUGGUAGCCUGCAUUCCUCAGGCCAGAGGGAGAGGAGGGAGAGGCGCGGCAGGGGAUGGCUCCGUUCCCCCACUCCCUUGGACUCCCAAAUGGGUUCGAAACCUUCCUCUCCUGCAGAGAAGUGGGGGAGGAGGGCAGCUAGGACACAUCAGUCCUUCUGUGAGGGUGGUGGGGGGUACCCCAGGCCUCUCCCCUGCCUUUCAGAAGUUGGAGGACCACUAAGGGGCCCUCGGCUCUCCACAGCCCCUGGGCCGGCACCUGCCACCCGCCCAUCCCCCUUUGGGAAGGCCGCCAUGCCUCCAGUGCUUCCAUUCAACUGCUCUAACUGACCCUUCAUCCUCUACACACAGCGACGCCGCCUACCCUCUCCCUACCACACCACCGCCACCGCCACCCCCCACCCCACCCCCGGAGGCUCGCCCACCGUCCCCUCCUCCCUACCCUCCGCCAUCGCCAUGCCCGGGCCACGCCCAGCCACCCACCCACCCGGUGUCCGUUGUGUGACCUAGCGCACCAUGUAUUAGCUUCCAUGGACCCCACCCCCGGCCCCCACACACCCCUGCCGCCUCCCCAUCCCUUCUCCCUCGGCGACUUCACCUUUUUUUGCCGC